Haliotis rubra (blacklip abalone) is the source of this 1222-nucleotide messenger RNA. Its product is annotated as L-proline trans-4-hydroxylase-like. The transcript is spliced from 10 exons. Lineage: Eukaryota; Metazoa; Mollusca; Gastropoda; Lepetellida; Haliotidae. Bases 245 to 1099 code for a protein of 284 amino acids. The record is from RefSeq and is a predicted model, not a curated record.
GAAGGGCUCCAGAGCUGAUGAACCCCAAACAGACUGAGCCAGGACAACCCGUACCUUCUGUACUCGAUAUAUUUUAUCUAAUUUAUAAAUAACGUAAUCCCAAGGGUUAGGUUGUUAAUUUGGUGAUAAGGUCUCCUUCACAGCUUGCACAGUCACGCCCGCGUCCCAGAUAGAUAAGCCGACGGAACCGACCACCACGUCACAAGAAUUACUUCGGCGUAUUUUUUAGUAUUUUGCAACCACAAUGGCAAGAUCAGAAUUCAACUAUAGCGCUCCAUUUACGGUUACUGAAGAAAUGAAGGAAUCAUUUGAUGAAAAAGGCUAUGUCCUUAUAAGGGGCCUGUUGGAGAAGGACGAACUACACAAAAUAAAAUCAGCAUUGGAAGAGAGUGAAGAAAUCCAAGGAAACUCCUUUAUUACUGAUGACAAUGAAGGGAGAAAAAGCCGAGUAACAAUCUGGUGUCAACCCGGAAAUGACGUCACAGGAAUGCUGUCUCGAAGUCAAAGAGUUGCGGGAACCUCCGCCGAACUGCUUGGGGGAGAGGUGUAUCACUACCAUUCUAAACUGAUGAUGAAGGAGGCCCGGACUGGCGGACGAUUUGUGUGGCAUCAGGAUUACGGGUAUUGGUACAAGAACGGUAUCCUGUAUCCUGACAUGAUGAGUGUGUUUGUUGCCAUCGACAAGUGUGAGAAGGCUAACGGAUGUCUACAGAUUCUGGAAGGUUCUCACAAAUGCGGUCGUAUUGAACACGGCAGGGUCGGAGGUCAGACAGGGGCCGACAUCGACAGGGUGGAACAGCUGAAAACGAGACUGCCUCUCAAAUAUGUGGAGUUGAAUCCAGGUGACGGCAUCUUCUUUCACUGCAACGUUCUCCACACCAGUUGCGCCAACGUGAGCGACAACAGACGCUGGGUGUUCAUUGCCUGCUACAACAAAGCCAGCAAUGACCCCGUUAUUGAGCACCACUUCCCUCGUUAUAACAAGCUGGAUAUCGUGAACGACAACGCCAUCCGUGAGUGCACCAAUUUCUCCGACAUGGAUGGCAAAGCGUUCAUGGAUCCUGCCGCCAACAAGACGAUCCAGGCUUCCAGAGGGUAGGGAUUUCCCUGACGUUGCCUCACCGCUGAUUCGUGACUGCUUCAUUGCUGCUUCAUGACGUGUCUGCUGCUGCGUCAUUGCUGCUUCAUGUGUUUAAUGAAUAAAGUUAUUGAUACAUUGCAA